AUGUCCGAAGAAAUUAGGCUCAACGACUCCAAACUUGGAACCAAGGAAUAUUGGGAUGAAUUCUACAAAAAAGAGAUUGAAAAUUUUAACGAGAACGAUGAGGAUACCGGAGAGAAUUGGUUCGAUGACUCUGACGCUGAAAGGCGAGUUAUAAAAUUCUUUAUCGACUUAAUUGAAGCAGAUCAUUUCGGGGAUGCAAAGGAGCUUAGCAUAUUGGAUCUCGGCACGGGAAACGGCCAUUUCCUCUUUGAACUCAAUCAAGAGGUCUGUGAUCAAGAUGUUGCAGUCUCCUUGUUGAAUACUGGUAUUGACUAUUCACCACAAUCUAUUAACUUUGCUAAAACUAUAGCAGAAAAGAAGUACUCAGACAAGUCAUACAACUUCGAGGAGGUUAAUUUUAUAAGUAGGGACUGCAAGUAUCUCGAGGAGAAUGCUGGCAAGUUUGACGUGAUCUUCGAUAAGGGUACCCUCGACGCAAUAGCUCUCAAUAAUGAUCCAGUGAAAGGCUUCAAUGGAAAAAUAGGCGUCGAAGUGUACCCUCUCCAAGUUAUCAAGUUGAUGAAGCCCGGAUCCCUUCUCAUCAUCACCUCAUGCAAUUUCACCGAAGAUGAGCUUACAAGAGUCAUCACUCUGAGCCAAGACCGCUUGAGCGUUCAACAAAAAGUUGAGUACCCCUCAUUCCAGUUCGGGGGUCACAAGGGCUCGGCAAUCUGUACCAUAGCGUUUGUAAAAAAGUAA
Messenger RNA from Candidozyma auris, 738 nucleotides. RefSeq lists its product as uncharacterized. Gene Ontology annotation, cellular component: cytoplasm. Gene Ontology annotation, molecular function: protein-lysine N-methyltransferase activity. Gene Ontology annotation, biological process: peptidyl-lysine monomethylation; peptidyl-lysine dimethylation. NCBI's taxonomy places the organism in Eukaryota, Fungi, Ascomycota, Pichiomycetes, Serinales, Metschnikowiaceae. The record is from RefSeq and is a predicted model, not a curated record. The coding region runs from base 1 to 738 and encodes 245 amino acids. The transcript has 2 exons.